AUGGAAAAAGUAGUGCUGAGGAAGCAGAGAUUGCUUGCCAACCCUUCUAUGAAACAGGCAAUGUUAUUUCCGCAACCAGCUCAAUCAGGUGAUGCGUUCCAUCAAAUUUUGAAUGGACUCGCUCGUAAGCUGCCACACAACAAGAGCGUUUUCCUGAAGCCGGGUGAGAAGAUCUUAAACUGGACUGCAGGCCCAGUGGGUGACCUGAAACCUUGGUAG
This is a messenger RNA of Ilex paraguariensis (yerba mate), 219 nucleotides long. NCBI's taxonomy places the organism in Eukaryota, Viridiplantae, Streptophyta, Magnoliopsida, Aquifoliales, Aquifoliaceae. The record is from the annotation of a GenBank genome assembly.